ACUCCUCUGUGUUGCUUUCCCUUUUGUUUGUUUCAUUCACAAUCUCCAGAAACCAUACUGAACAAGAAGCUAAGCAAGCCUUCAAGAUUAUUGAAGAUGGCAAACAGAAACUUUUUCUGUGUACUUCUUCUCCUUCUCACUCAAUUCCUCUCUUCUGAGCAAAACAAUCCAAGUGCUUUAAUUACAGUUGGAAUGAAAACUACAGGAUCAAGCAAGAGGAUAUUAAUGAAGGAAUCACGUGUGAUCUCCACAACACAAAAAGACAUCACCACCCCAAUAACCACAGUCCCAAACUUAGUCCCCAUAAUCUCAUCACCAUCUUCUUCUUCUUCAUCUCCAAUUCUAAACCCUAAUUCCAGUCCAGACACAGUUUCCCCAGCUUCGACACUCCCAUACACCACCACCAUUAAUGCUCCAACCACACCCAACAGCACUAAUUCCUCUGUUUCACCACCACCACCAUCAUCAUCAUCUUCUUCUUCUUCUUCUGGUUUUGGUGUGAGCUGGUGUAUUGCAAGCCCUAGUGCUUCUCAGAUGUCUCUGCAAGUGGCUUUGGACUAUGCUUGUGGCUAUGGUGGGGCUGAUUGCUCUGAGAUCCAGCCUAAUGGAAGAUGCUAUAACCCCAGUUCCUUGAGAGAUCAUGCUUCUUUUGCAUUCAAUAGUUAUUAUCAGAAGAAUCCUGUUCCUAAUAGCUGCAAUUUUGGUGGACUUGCUGUAAUCACCAGCACUAAUCCAAGUUCUGGCCCUUGUCAAUAUCCCUCCAUCAGCACAAGCACAUCAGUGUUGAACACAACAAACUCAAUGGGAGCAAAUGUGUUUGGGUCAGUUCCGGUGCCUAUGACUCCAUAUCCCUCUGCUGCACCUUCAUCAUCAAUCAUUUGCUUCCCACUUGUCUAUGUUACUGUAUUCUUAAUACAAUUCUUGUCAUCAAACACUUUUUGUCUCUAAAAAUGCAUCACUAAUUACAGUAUCAGAUUUUGCAA
Neltuma alba is the source of this 983-nucleotide messenger RNA. Its product is annotated as glucan endo-1,3-beta-glucosidase 12-like. NCBI's taxonomy places the organism in Eukaryota, Viridiplantae, Streptophyta, Magnoliopsida, Fabales, Fabaceae. The record is from RefSeq and is a predicted model, not a curated record. Bases 97 to 948 code for a protein of 283 amino acids. The transcript has 4 exons.